CCAACUUCAAAAAGUCUUUGGACUGAAUUGUCAAAGUAACUUGCCCAGAACACAUCCACCAACCAAGAAAAUUCUCAAGUUAUAUUACAUACAUAUUUCUCAAAUCUUUGAAUCGAAGCUCAAACUCAUUAGCACCCACCAUGGCCACUAAAGAUGAAAAGAGGAGGUCAAGGGAAAGGGAGUACGAGGAAGUAUUGGUGGUGAUAAAAGAGAUGGUUAAUACUCUCAAUACUUCUUUAGAAGGGAUUGAAACUCAGCCUUUCAAUUCUGAAGAUUACAUGCGAUUCUAUACAGCAGUUUAUAACAUUACUAGCCCGCACCCAAUCCGCGAGUAUUCUCAGGAGUUAUAUGACAAAUAUAGGGAGAUAUGCGAAGAGCAUCUAAAUUCUAAGGUCUUGCCUUCUUUAAGAGGAAAGAGAGACCAAGAUUUGUUGCAAGAAUUGGUGAGAAAAUGGGCAAAUUACAAAACUAUGACUCGAUGGCUUUCAAGGUUCUUCCAUUAUCUCGAAAGAUACUUCAUUCCCAUUCGACAACUCCCUUCACUUCAAGAAAACAGCUUCAUAGCUUUCUAUAACUUGGUGUACGGUGAAAUAAAUGGACAAGUAAGAAACACUGUUAUAUCUAUGGUAUGGUCAGACACUGUAACUGAGUUUUCUGAGUUCUCUUUCCUAAUUGAAUCACUCGACUUCAUUCUAUAUGUAUUUAUGAACUUUGAUCUUCAGAUCAAUCAGGAACGCAAUGGAGAACUAAUUGAUCAGGAAUUGGUGAAAAGUAUUGUGACAAUCUAUGUAGAGAUGGGAAUAGAAUCAAUGAAAUAUUACGAGCAAGAUUUUGAAGAAUCACUGCUCAAGGAAAGUGCUGUAUUUUAUUCAGAAAAUGCCUCUAAAUGGAUGCAGAAUGAGCCCUAUGAGGAUUACAUGUUCAUGGUUGAAAAAUGCUUGAAGCGUGAGAAAGAAAUAGUUUCUUCUUACCUGCAAGCCACAACCCAAAAGAAGAUACUUCAGGUCUGGUCAGUUACUUCUAACGUUUGGAAAUGUGAAUUUUUGGCUUCUGAAUCUCAAUGCCAAACAGGGGGCUAGUGAUUUUUUUAUGUGGGAUUGGAAGCUUCAGCUUUUCAGGCCUGAUUUGCUGUUAAUUUCUUGAAGCAGGUUGUUGAAAAUGAAUUGGUCAGAAAAUGCUAGUGAACUUGAAGGAAAGAAAUGGUUUGGUGAUGAUUUCUGUUGGCAAAUGAAUCGAUUUUGUAUUAAGAUUGUUAGGCCAUUAAUACUUGUUUAAUGGACCAUAAUUUUUAUUACAUUUCAUUAUAUGUAACUAUAUUUUAACAAACACAUGUAUUGAAUAAAUUCAAUUCUUGCUGAAAAUCUCAAGCAAGUUAACCA
Messenger RNA from Hevea brasiliensis (rubber tree), 1379 nucleotides. Its product is annotated as cullin-1. Gene Ontology annotation, cellular component: cullin-RING ubiquitin ligase complex. Gene Ontology annotation, biological process: ubiquitin-dependent protein catabolic process; protein ubiquitination. The record is from RefSeq and is a predicted model, not a curated record. The transcript has 5 exons. Gene Ontology annotation, molecular function: ubiquitin protein ligase binding. Bases 141 to 1079 code for a protein of 312 amino acids. NCBI's taxonomy places the organism in Eukaryota, Viridiplantae, Streptophyta, Magnoliopsida, Malpighiales, Euphorbiaceae.